This is a messenger RNA of Cyphomyrmex costatus, 903 nucleotides long. Its product is annotated as craniofacial development protein 2. The transcript is spliced from 2 exons. Gene Ontology annotation, molecular function: catalytic activity. Lineage: Eukaryota; Metazoa; Arthropoda; Insecta; Hymenoptera; Formicidae. Bases 1 to 903 code for a protein of 300 amino acids. The record is from RefSeq and is a predicted model, not a curated record.
AUGAACCUUAGCUAUCAAAAAGGUAUACGAAUUGGCACAUGGAACAUCCGGACAUUGGCACAGGCAUCCCGUUUGGCACAACUAAGCAAAGAAAUGACACGCUGUAACAUUAAGAUCCUAGGUCUCAGCGAAGUGCGGUGGAAGAACAGCGGGGACAUUACAACGUCAGACAAUCACUACAUGAUAUACUCGGGCAAUUCAACCACCCACAUUAAUGGAAUUGGAAUAGUUAUAUCCACUAAAAUUAAAAAAUCAUUAAUGGAGUGGAAUCCAGUCUCCGACCGAUUAAUAACCGCUCGUUUCCGAGCCAAAAAUCGCAAUAUAACAAUCAUUCAAUGCUAUGCACCAACGGAAAUAGCAGACGACAGCGAAAAAGAUCAUUUCUACAACCAACUGCAGUCCACAAUCGCCUCAGCGCAGAAAAGAGACAUCAAACUUGUCAUGGAUGACUUUAACGGGAAAAUCGGCAAUAAUAAUAACAACCUCGAUGAAAUAAUGGGUCGCCAUGGACUUGGAGAAGCACGCAAUAACAACGGCGAGCGAUUAAUUGAUCUCUGCAUGGCCAACCGACUUUUCAUCGGCAGCACGCGAUUCCCGCACAAGGACAUUCAUAAAUAUACCUGGCAAGCACCAGACGGAGUAACACGUAACCAGAUCGACCACGUGCUAAUUGACAAGAAACACCUGAAGUCUCUUCUAGAUGUUCGAACAAUGCGUAGUGCGGACAUGUAUAGCGACCAUAAGCUAGUCGUGAAUAAAGGCGAACGUCGGAACUUCUGUGAAACUGUAACAGCCAAAGUUAAUAAUAUCAGUCCUACAAUAAGUGCGAAGGAAAAAUGGGAAUUAGUGCAAAAAGCAUACGUAGAAUCCGCAAAUGAAGUCAUCGGGAUCAAAAACCCGUAA